Racocetra fulgida is the source of this 414-nucleotide messenger RNA. The record is from the annotation of a GenBank genome assembly. NCBI's taxonomy places the organism in Eukaryota, Fungi, Glomeromycota, Glomeromycetes, Diversisporales, Gigasporaceae.
AUGCUAAAAAUAUUAAGUAAAAUAACUGUUGGAGGACAGAUUAAUAACCAAAUAGAAUUAGGAUUAGAUAAAUUAAAAUUAGAUAAUAGCAUAGCAGAAGGGUAUUUAGAUAAACUUGACUCAACAAAAUUAAAUCAAGACCUCUUUGAGAAUCAACAUUUUUAUAGUAUAAUUAUUGGGGAGUUAAAUGAAGGUGAACACUUAAAAUAUAGGAUUGAUGUGGAACAACUUGAAAAUGUGACUGUUGAUGUUUUUGCAAUUAGUGAAGGAACACUAUCAAAUGAUGAAUUGCCAAUAGUUUCUUUAGAACAUUCUAAUAAUGGUGAAAGUAGUUCAGAUAAUGAUCAUAAUGAUAGCGCAGAAGAAAAUGAUAAUAUAAUUGAAACAAUUGAUCUUUCUGCUGCGGAAGACUGA